Molecule: messenger RNA, 585 nt
Organism: Necator americanus (New World hookworm)
Lineage: Eukaryota; Metazoa; Nematoda; Chromadorea; Rhabditida; Ancylostomatidae
Exons: 7
Coding region: 1-585 (194 amino acids)
Source: RefSeq, a predicted model, not a curated record
AUGGCCAAUGUCCGCCUGCUAUCAUUCUCAUACACCUACUCGAUCACUGAUUCGAAUGAUCCAAACGCUGAUUUUCCACGCGAAGUGGAAGAUUCGAUGCACCAACUCAAGCUUGGUGCAGCAGGAGCAUAUGUGCCCACACCCGUUCCGGCUGAAAAUUUCUCAAGGCCUGAAGCUGAUACACCAGGCUCAACCAGCUCAUCGGCUGCUAUUCCUCUAAAUGAAAUCGAAAGAGUCCUACCGAUAUAUUUGAGGGUUUACUUCAAAGAAAAUGGCAAGACGAAACGUUCAGUUGUGGAAUAUGAGGUUAAAAACAACGAAACGUUAAUCGAUAUGCUCUCCGUUAUGUUGCGCAAAUUGAAAACGCUUAAAGGGAAGUCUGAGGCAGUGGGGCGUGUUUACCACACACAACGAAAGUUCCGCAACCCAAUGGAACUGGAUUUCAAGCGUUAUGCUCCUGCUGUAAUCGAAGAUCUGGCAGAACUUGGAAAAAGUUUGUUCUUUGUAUUUGACAUGGCUGGAAGACUUGACUCGAAGGAAGAAGAUGAAAAUACACCUCGCUGGACUGUACCUCUGCGAAAAUAG